Molecule: messenger RNA, 891 nt
Organism: Limulus polyphemus (Atlantic horseshoe crab)
Lineage: Eukaryota; Metazoa; Arthropoda; Merostomata; Xiphosura; Limulidae
Product: neurogenin-1-like
Exons: 1
Coding region: 3-842 (279 amino acids)
Molecular function (GO): protein dimerization activity
Source: RefSeq, a predicted model, not a curated record
UGAUGACUUCUCAGUUGACGGCGGCCAUGAGGGUGUGUUCUCCGCAGAACGCCACAUUCUCCGAAUGGGACGACGAAGAAGAUUCUGAUAAUGAGGAGUUCGCUGGUGAGUUUGACUUUCCCAACGAUCAUAAACAAAAGCCUGAAACUAAAGUGUGCGGUGAAACAAUAAAUACAGAAGACAUUAUUCGUCAGUUUGACGCAAAUAACGAUGAUGUUUCGAUAACAACUGGUAAUGUCAACAUCAAACCUAAAGAAAAGAGAAAACGAUACACUAAAUCUAAGGCCCGAGUACGCAGUCCAAAUCGCAUGGUAAAGAUUAAGAAAACACGACGACUGAAGGCCAAUGACAGAGAAAGAAAUCGAAUGCAUAAUUUGAACCACGCGUUGGAUCGUCUCCGCCGAGUGCUCCCGACAUUUCCCGAUGAUACAAAAUUGACAAAGAUUGAAACUUUACGUUUAGCUCACAACUAUAUUUGGGCUCUUUCUGAAAGCCUAAAGAUGUUGGACUCUAAAGAUCGGGUUGACCAUAUAGAUAGUGAAACUCUGUAUAAUUCGACAGCUUCACUGGUUGAAACAUCUGCUGUUUUGCCUGGACACGGACAAGAACGUGCAAUGGGUCCGGUCUCAGAUUUUCCUUCCGCUCCAUCGAGUGCCCUACAAUUCGGUUCCGGCUAUUACUACAGUCCUCUGUCCGUGUCGUGUAGUCGUCCCGUGUGGAAUACUAAUACAAUAACUUUGCCGUCCCCGUGUUCUCGACCUUUACCGUGUGCUGAGUUGGACGUUGUAGAUUAUAAUAGUUCUGAAUCAGAUUCAGUUUUGUUCACUUAUGAAAAUCUGUAGAACCAUAAAUGAGUUGAUAGUUAUUUGAGUUCAUAACUUGCAAGUCUUA